AAAUAAAGAAAAAGAGAAAAGAAAAUGUACAUUUCAAAAAUGUUUAUUUGAAUGAAAAAUAUUAAUAACGAUUAAAAUAAACAAUUAAAUCUGGUGCAAUACAAUAAUAGUAAUAUCGGUAGUUUCCAACAUCAAAUAUUUUAGUGCAGGAACCAAAGAAAUAAAUCUAUGUAAUGAGGAUUUCACCCUUCGAAUCUACUUAACUAAAUCCCGAAUAGAGAAUAGCCAAAAACAACUCAAUCUAAAAGUUCACCUAAAGAUAUUUUUAUCAUAGAAAUGAACAAAUCGAGAAAAUACUAAAGUAACAAACGCAAUGCUGGAAACAUUUCAAAUGUUCUUAUUUCUUUUUAAAUCCAAGUACAGGCGAAAAUACACACAAAUAUUCCUGUUUACUGUUAUUUUAUAUGUUAGUUUAUUAAUUCAAAGUGUUAUGGGCAAGUGUUCGGACAAUGGCCAGUGUGGGGACAAUGGGGUCUGUAAAAAUGAAACUUGUGUUUGCUACGAAGGAUGGCAAGGACCUCAAUGUCAGUUUUGUGGAGGCAAAGUUCGUAUGGGAUCAAAUAUUGGCACAAUCCACGACGGACCCGGAAAUUACUCUCUAUCUUCAAAGUGUAGUUGGCUCAUUGAUGCCCCGCAUCAAACCAUAACUCUGCAUUUUGAAGAAUUUGCCACUGAAUGCGGAUGGGAUCAUCUUUAUGUGUUUGAUGGAGACUCGGUUAAUUCUCCAUUGCUGGCUGUGUUCAGUGGGUUGAUGUAUAAAAAUGAUUAUAGUGUUAGAAGGAUACCAGAAGUUACAGCAACCUCGGGAGCAGCAUUGGUUCAUUUUUUCAGUGACGAUGCAUAUAAUAUGUCGGGGUUUAAUAUUACUUACAGGCUGAAUGCUUGCCCUUCUGUGAUUUCUGGGAAAAACUGCUCUGGGAACGGUGUUUGUAUUGAUGGUACUUGCACUUGUGAUGGAGGCUGGGAUGGUGGUGCUUGCCAUUUGAGAAAAUGUCCAGACGAUUGUGGAGUUCAGGAGAAUAGGGGAGUCUGUGAACCAGAGAGAGGAUGUCACUGUUUUGGUGAAUAUAAAGGAGAUGACUGCAGCCAGCUCUCUAGUAGAGGUUAUUGGGAAAUAGUGAAUAUUCCAAGUUUUGUUCCAAAUGGAUCAGCCUCUCAUUCUGCAGUAGUUUGGAAAGACUCCAUGUACAUUAUUGCCGGUGAAAGAUACGAUGGUUAUUAUAGAGAAUUAAAUAUUCCUUUAAUGUAUAUUUAUGAUUUUAAUGGAAAUGUUUGGGAAACUCCGCACAUUAAUGAAGGUCCGCUGAUGCGCUAUGGGCAUUCGACAGUGUUGUAUGGUGACAAAAUAUUUCUAUAUGGCGGUGUGGUUGGCAAUAGGGGUACUACCUCUGAGCUUUGGGCAUACGAUAUAAGUGCAAAAAUUUGGGAAAACAUAACAGUCAAAGCUGAUUCGUGUAACAUCAGUUUCUUAAUGUGCGGCCCUUUAAAAUCUACCGGACACACUGCGACGAUUGUAAAUAACAAUACAAAUAAAAAAGCCGAUAAAAUGGUGAUUAUUUUUGGACAUUCUCCGCAAUUUGGGUAUUUGAACACAGUUCAAGAGUAUUAUUUUGGUACCAGAGAAUGGCAUAUAGUUAGUACAAAUGGUUAUCCUGUGAAAGGUGGUUAUGGCCAUUCAGCAGCCUGGGAUCCGCUAACAGGCAAAAUAUAUGUGUUUGGCGGUGUAGUUUCUGAAAGUGAGUCAGCACAACAUUUAAAUAAAAAUUUGUAUUCCUUUGAGCCCAAUGAUAGGGUUUGGACUUUAUUGGCUGAUGCUCCUUCCGCAAGGUUUCUCCACACAGCAACUUUUAUUUCUGGCGGUUUGAUGCUGGUUUUUGGAGGAAAUACACACAACGACACAUCACAUAGUUUUGGAGCUAAAUGUUACAGUGCACAAUUGCUCACCUAUGACGUUCUGUGCGACUGUUGGACCGUUAUGCCCAUUAAAAAGGAUUUACACGCUGAUCUGGCUCGGUUUGGACAUUCGGCUGUUAUAUUUGAAGAUUCACUAUAUAUUUAUGGCGGGUUUGAUGGGCAAAUGCUCAACGACAUGUUAAAAUUUACUCCUGGUGAUUGCCAAUAUUUCAAUAGUUCUAAUAAUUGCCUGAGUGCAAGGCCUGGUAGGAAAUGCCUAUGGGAUAUAAAAAAUUUGAAGUGUCUUCCUGCAAUGCGUGUUCCUAAGGAAGUGCUCAGGGAAGACAGCCCCUUUCUUAAAUGCCCUGAGAAAAAUAGGAGCAGCAUUCAACAGGCGAUUGUUGCUAAUACUGAAAAAUGUCAUAGAAUGGAAGACUGUGUAAGUUGUGUUUAUACUACUGCGGAAUGCGUUUGGUGCAAUGGAGUUUGUAUGCACCAUAAACGAUGCCGGACAAAUUCAACUGGUGCUAAUUUCACUGAAACCGCCCUAGGUUUUUAUGGAAGAAACGAUUUGUGCCCCUCCGAUCCUAAACCGAUAUGUCGUCAACUUCAUACUUGUACUGCUUGCACAUACCAACCAUCUUGCAGAUGGCGAUUUGAACACGCCAAAUGUGUAACUUUUCCUCACUUGAAUGCUUCAUUAGAGGCCAACGAGCCUACACAAUGUCAAAAAGUGUGCACCGAAUUUACCUCUUGCUUGAAUUGCACGCAGGAGGAGUGUAUAUGGUGCCAAAACGAGGGAAGAUGCGUCGAUAAGAAUGCAUAUACUUCAAGUUUUCCAUAUGGCCAGUGCAGAGAAUGGACAACCAUGAGCUCUAAAUGUCGAACUAAAGGAUCUGAAGAGAGUAGUUCUCAAUGCAGUUUUUACAAAACUUGUCCAAAGUGCAGAGAUGAUCCUGCGUGUGGUUGGUGCGACGAUGGUUCAAAGACAGGGCUGGGAAUUUGUAUGCCUGGAGGAUAUGCUGGUCCAACUUUACACAUUCAUUCAUUGUCCCGCGAUAUUUGUCCUGUGGAACGUUGGCACUUCACCACGUGUCCCCUAUGCCAAUGCAACGGGCAUGCUCAUUGUAAAGGCAAUUCUAGUUUAUGUGAUACAUGCCAGAAUUUGACAACUGGCCAACAUUGUGAGCAAUGUAAAACUGGUUACUGGGGUAGUCCGGUGAACGGAGGUAAAUGUCAGAAGUGUGAGUGCCGUGGUCAUGCUGAUGACUGCCAUAGGGAAUCUGGUAAAUGUCAUUGUAGAACUAAAGGUCUUAUAGGAGAUCAGUGCGAAAAAUGUGAUAUAGCCAAUCAUUACAGACCGGAUAUUUGGAGCAACAGCUCAUGUUAUUACGAUUUAACAAUCGAUUAUCAGUUUACGUUUAAUUUAUCAAAAAAAGAAGAUAGACACUUUAGGCAGAUAAAUUUUAGAAAUUCCCCUCAAAAAGCUGAUAUAGAUGUAGAUUUUUCUGUGAUUUGUUCGGAAUUAGCUAAAAUGAAUAUUACUAUUAGGAGAUUUAGUAAUGGCGAGGAGAAGCCUAUUUUUUCCGUCCUAAAUUGUACAACUUUUCGGCAUCGAUUUGGUAAAGCCGAUUAUUCCUUUGGCUAUGAAAAUAAUGUAACCCUCACCACAUUCUAUGUGUACGUUUACGAUUUUCAGCCACCCUUAUUGAUUCAAAUAUCAUUUUCUCAAUACCCCAAACUAAAUCUCCAGCAAUUUUUCAUCACAUUUUCGUCGUGUUUUUUGCUGUUACUUCUAGUCGCCGCAGUUUUGUGGAAAAUAAAGCAACGCUAUGACAUGUUCCGACGACGUCAAAGGCUAUUUGUUGAAAUGGAACAAAUGGCCUCUAGACCAUUUUCUCAAGUUUUAGUAGAGAUGGAUAGACAAAAAUCUGUAGAUAUACCGGCGGAUCUCUCUAAAAGAGAUAGAAAGAAAAAAGACGCUCCAAGCCCUAUAGCUCUAGAGCCCUGUGAUGGUAGCAGAGCCGCCGUUUUGAGCCUAUUAGUGAGAUUACCAACAGGAGGUGAUUCAUAUACCAUCAAAGGCCAGUCUUCAGGUUUGUCCAUAGCCAGUGCGCUAGUCACUUUAGGUAAUCCGAGAAGGUUGAGCCUGGAUCACAUGAAAACUGAAACGAAACUCGGUAAAAAUCGUAAAGGUCAGAGUCAGCAUCCGGAAAAUUGUAUUUAAUGUAAAAUUAUUGGUACCUAUCCAGUACUAACUAUACAUAUUAUUCCAAACUUAAUGGCUAAAAAUUUAUUUAUGUGAUCGCACUGAUUCAAUUUUUUUAGAUUUCUGUUAUUUAUUGUAACUUUUUUUUUUAAUUAAAAAUAGAUAUUUAAUGAUAUUAUUUACUGAA
Molecule: messenger RNA, 4289 nt
Organism: Ceutorhynchus assimilis (cabbage seed weevil)
Lineage: Eukaryota; Metazoa; Arthropoda; Insecta; Coleoptera; Curculionidae
Source: the annotation of a GenBank genome assembly